GAAAGCUCUCGGGUAUACGGGUGACGAGGGUCCAGCAGGAGAGGUGAUAUCAAAUACCCCGCGAUCGAGUCAUCCGUUCUGAGACCUAGAAAGAGGGUCUACAGAGCGGCUCUGAUCUGAAGACGUCUUACCCCCGGAGCCUUCCCGGCGCCUUUUGAUGCCCCCCGCAGCGUUGGACGAAAUCUCUCGCCAGCAGACUCAGUCCCUUGGUGACAACAGUUCACUUGUCCAGGACCAGUAUCGAGUGAACCCGGAGCCGGAAUCCACGGGAAAGACGAAGAAGAAGGGGAAGCAUGGUGCCAAGGGAAAGGACAAAACGGCUAAAUGCGCGGCGAAGACGCCUCCGGACGACCUGAGCGAUCCCUCACCACCAGUCCAGACGGAACCCUCAUCGUACCAGAGCGCUCCUUUCGCCCGUACUGCAGGGGAUCCCAUCGUGUCUCCUGUGCUGGAAGCUCUGGGGACGUUGAACGGCCCCCAGGAGAACGACACCGCGUAUCGAACGGACGCGUGGGCCAAGUCCAUCCCCUUUGGAAAGAGCCCGCCAACAGAUCUCAUCGACGGGGCCUUCGUCGGGGAGUCACCGCGCAGCUUUCCUACGAGCUUUCCCACGAGCUUUCCCAUCGCUGCCGAGAGGGGCGGAUUCAGCCAUGUGUCGGCGUCCGCUUCUCCACCCGUUGGAAGAGCAAGACCGUUCAGCUAUGGCAAUGGCCAUUUGAGCGUCGCUACGUCGCGACAGCAGUCAGUAGAGGCGCAGAAGCGACAUUCGAUGGGAAGCCACUUCCAGAUUCAGCCGCCUCUACCGCAUAUGCCUCAGGCCCAUUUCUACGGCGCUCCGGACAUUGACCUACCUGUGUUCUCUGGCCAGAACAGGUCUUCUAGCGAUGGCAGUUACUCAUUCUGUGCUUUCGACACAAUCUCUAGUCCAGCCUUGAAGACAACAAGGAUGGGUGGAAAGGUGUUAGUCGUCGGGGGCGAUGGCUUCCUCGAGGUAUUAGCUAUUGAGGAUCGGAAGACCCGCCCGAUCGGGCGUCUGGUCGGUCUCAGCGGUCGCGUAGUUGAAGCCAAACUACUACCGUGGACUGCUACCACUGACCCAUUCGCGUCUUCGAGACCUCAUGUAGCGGUGAUAGUCCAUGGUCCAGCUGCUCAGAGGGAUGAAGAACGGGCCUCUUCCACCGGUUCAGAGCAGAACGAGAUACUUCCGGGCCUCACUGGAAAGUCCGAGAAGCAUAACAACAAAGAGGAGACACCGUGUUACCAGACGAGAGCAGAAAUAUACUCUCUUCGGACAGGAGAGCACAUCACGACCCUGUUUAUGAGCACACCUAUUCCGUGCUACGACGAUUUCCCGGGCCUGCCUCUCUUUGCCCCAUCACCUGUGGGUAACCUGAAGCUCUAUACUAGUGGUAGCCUUGUCAUUCUUGCCUGUGGUGUCAGCGGUGAGGUCUACAUAUAUGGAGUUGAUUCAUCGUCUCCCGCUGCCGCCUACCGGUGUCUCGCCAAGACUUGGACCAGUAUCCAGUCGAGGGAUUCCCGUCGAUAUUCCACCUCGUCGAGCUCUACCGAUGCGGAUGGCUCUCAGGCAGAUUCUCCGCACGGGUCUGCUUCAUUUGACAGUCCCAUAAUAUCAGUCAGCGGGAGAUGGCUGGCCAUCGUCCCACCUUCAUCCACGUCGAGGGUUCCGCUUCUUGGAACCGUUCCUGCGUCUCUGAUCCAGGGCAAGAUUUACGGACUUGAUACCCAUAUUCCUCCGUUGAGACCUGCUGUAACCUGUGCGACUGACUGUGGUGAGGGCGAAAGCUUCCUAAACAAGGUCGCGAGAGGUGUUACGCAGGAGCUUUUCCGUGGCGCUCGAUGGAUGGGCGACCAAGGUCUCCAAGCCUGGAAUAGCUAUUGGAACAAAGAAGCGCAGGUAUCGCAAUCUGCUUCGUUACGUCGUCCGCCCCAUCUGGCAGAUGUGCCCCAGCAAGGCUACAACAUGUUUCCCCCGACUCAUGCUCAAGAGACGCAAUCUAUGUCACCUGCGGAACCUGAUCUCGUGUCGAUCAUCGAUCUGAAGAGGUUAGAAGAGGGCUCAGAGGUGAAAACUUCGUUCCCGAGUCCAGUUGCUACCUUCCAGGCUCCCAAUGGCUGCAGUUUCGUAUCGUUCUCUCCCAACGGGCUGAUGUUGUUGACGGCAAGCAAAAAGGGAGAUGUGCAGUACGUAUGGGAUCUGAUGCAGAUCAAGUACUGCAGAGCAGCGACUUUCCUUACUGAGGAUCCAGCCCUCGCAGCGGGCAGCUCUCAUGUCAGGCAAAUUGCCAGAUACACGCGGCUGACAACAUCCACUAUUAUCGAUGUUAUCUGGGCCGCUCCCACUGGAGAGCAUCUUGCCAUUAUUACCCGUAAAGGGACCAUUCAUGUUUUCGACAUGCCCAAGAGCGCCUUUCAGUGGCCGCCUCCUCGGCGGGCGCGGAAAGUAUCUCCGAAAUCUCCAGUUGAAGAUGCUUCUCCGGAUGAGAGGUCGGAAGCAGGAAAUCCAGGCAAUCCCUUUUCUGCUGCCAUGAAACUUGUUGGAGGCAAGAGCCAACCCAUCUUGGCUGCCGUUAGAGGACGCGCUCCCAGCGUUGGCCCAGCAUUCCCUGUGGUGAGCACCUUUGGGCUGACCUCUGCUGCUGGGGUCCGAAGUGGCAAGGUGGUUGCUUCUGGUCUAAGUAAAUCUGUCGGUGCUGCUGCUACCGGGACCGUGAAUACGUUACGUCACGCUGGCGAAAACAGGCUGCACCUUUCUGGAUUUUCCAGAGACCCGUCCGCAUCUCGAGUUACUUGGUUCUGUAACAAGGACGAGCGCCUAUUGGGUUUGGUGGAUAAUGGCUCCUUCAAGCUAUACAAAAUCAGGCGAGCAGGACCGUUCCAGAAGAGCCGACAGAGUCAAUCUGUCAUCGGAGGUAAGGUGGCAGAAUUCAAGCUUCCUUCAAACGUUCAGAGUCCCUGCGGACCACUGCACGUCGGGACCUUUAAUACCGAGUCGACAGUUAGUGCAUCUUGGGCGCUACCGACGGCGAAUUCUCACUUCCCUUCUGGUACCAAACUUAAGUCACAGGCUCUUUCGCAGGCCGAAAUUGAGACCAACACUCCUUACCAGCCUUUCCACACCGACCAAAGAGUCAAUCUAUAUGUCUUUUCACCAGAGGUUGAAAUUGGGGAGUCCGGUUUGUUGUCUGGCAAACAGUGGGUUUUUGGUGAGGAUAUUCCUCUCACUAAACUACACGUGCGACCUCCUAGCCAAGGCGACGAUGACGAAGCAGCGGCUCCUGGUCCUCGCGCCGUUGGCGAAAUGGAAAAUCUCAUCAGUUUAGGUAGCGGUGUCGACCAGGUAGAAGAGGUCGUCAUCACAACUCGCCGGAGGAAGAAGCGCGCCGACCCAUACUCGAUGGCGUCGCGUCCGGAUGAGGAUGGAUUUUUUGAGGAUGAUUGUGAAGUGCUGGAUUUUGCCAGAGACCGGGUCUAAAUCGAGACCCAAGACGUCAAUUGAUAGAAGACUUUGCAACAUAUAUGGCGUUGUGGCAGGACUGUUCUUCGUUCGACGUACCAU
This is a messenger RNA of Paecilomyces variotii, 3577 nucleotides long. RefSeq lists its product as hypothetical. Bases 158 to 3493 code for a protein of 1111 amino acids. Gene Ontology annotation, biological process: autophagy; response to starvation. The transcript has 3 exons. Gene Ontology annotation, cellular component: cytoplasm. Gene Ontology annotation, molecular function: protein binding. Lineage: Eukaryota; Fungi; Ascomycota; Eurotiomycetes; Eurotiales; Thermoascaceae. The record is from RefSeq and is a predicted model, not a curated record.